AGAAAAAAAGAAAAGAAAAAGAAAAAGAAAAACAGGGAGAGAGGGGGGGGAGCAGAGUACCGAAGCAGCUUCCAGCUAGAGACAGACUGACAGAGAGUGAUAGAGAUUCUUAGUUUACUCAGAUCUGAAGUUUUUGUAAUUUAAUCGAAAUCCAAAGAAAAACCCAUUCUUAUCAGUAUCCAAAGAGUAAACCAAAAUGGAUGCAUUGAGGAAACAAGCCAGCAAGUUGAGAGAACAAGUUGCCAAGCAACAACAGGCUGUCAUAAAGCAGUUCAGCAGUACUGGUUAUGAAAGCUCAGAUGUUAUGGUUAUUGAUGAAGUUGAGAUGCACAGACAUCAGCAACUAGAGAAGAUGUACUCAUUGACUCGUGCAGGGAAGGAUUUUCAGAAGGAUAUCCUUAAAGCAGCAGAAUCCUUUACGGCCAUAGGGUACAAACAUGUUGAAGCAGGAACCAAGUUGUCAGAGGAUUGCUGCAGAUAUGGAACUGAGAACAUCAAUGAGAACAUACUGGCUAAGGCUGCAGCUAUAUAUGGUGAUGCUCAUAAACAUGUGGAACAGGAGCAGGAAGACUUGAAUCGCCUGUUAUUUUCACAGAUUUUAGAUCCCUUGAGAGCAAUGAUUACUGAUUCUCCUUUGGAAGAUGCACGCCAUCUUGCUCAACGAUAUAGUCGGAUGAGACAAGAAGCAGAAACACAGGCUGCAGAGCUUUCCAGAAGACAAGCACGAGUACGGGAAUCACCAAUUCCUGAAAAUAUUGCAAGGCUGCAUGCAGCAGAAGCAAAGAUGCAAGAAAUAAAGGCAAAUAUGGCAGUUCUCGGUAAAGAAGCGGCGGCUGCAUUGGCUGCUGUUGAAGCACAACAGCACAGAUUGACUUUCCAACGGCUUGUUGCCAUGGUUGAAGGAGAAAAAAAUUAUCAUCUGAGAAUUGCUGCUAUUCUUAGUGAGGUUGAAGCUGAGAUGGUCUCAGAGAAACAGCAAAAAGAGUCUGCCCCUCCAGUGAUUCUGCUUCCUGUUAUUCCAUCAGAGAAUGGUUCAGAGAAAACCACAUACUUUCUGGCUGAAGCAACACAUCUUUUCAUUGCCGAAACAGAGAAGGAGCUGAGCUUGGCAGUGGGUGACUGCAUUGUUGUGAGAAAGGUGAGUCCAACUGGGUGGUCAGAAGGAGAAUGUAAAGGUAAAGCUGGGUGGUUUCCAUCAGCAUAUGUGGAGAAGCGCCAGAGGAUGUCCACCAGUUUGGCUGCUCAAGCUUACUAAGUCUCAACUGUGCUUUGUGGUUUGUUCUUUGUUCCUCCAAAUUCUGGAAUUGCUGCUCAUCGUCAACAAGGAGAUGUCAAGGGGGAAGAAGAAAAGGAACCCUCCAAUUCUUGUGCUAUAUCAAGGCAAAGUACUUUCGAUUGUAUAUUCUCUUUUUAAACACAAAAUAAAUAGCAUAGAGAUGUAUAUAAGCAUUAUUAAGCCUUUCAUCUGAGAUGCCACGUAAUGUUUGCCCAUUUUCUAGAUAAAGUGCAUGAAAAAUAUAAUUUUCUUUAAUAUUA
This is a messenger RNA of Populus trichocarpa (black cottonwood), 1536 nucleotides long. Its product is annotated as SH3 domain-containing protein 3. The transcript is spliced from 10 exons. The record is from RefSeq and is a predicted model, not a curated record. Bases 197 to 1255 code for a protein of 352 amino acids. Gene Ontology annotation, molecular function: protein binding. Lineage: Eukaryota; Viridiplantae; Streptophyta; Magnoliopsida; Malpighiales; Salicaceae.